CCUUUUUAUACCACUUUGUCACCCAGGAUUUUUUUUUGUUUUCUUCCCUACUUUUUCAGUGUCGCCGCACAAGUUUUGAUCAUGUCAUUUCUCGACACGGAACCUUCACCGCAUAUGAGUCGUCGAAGCCGUCGAUCGUUGGUAUCCUUGGCAUCGUCGGCACUGCCUCCACCGGUGCACUUUGACAGUCAUCGCAUUCCUGAUGACCAGCUAAAAUCUUUGACCAACAAGGAAGUUCGAAAAUUUUACAUGAAACAAAAUGAUAUGAUCGACCGAUUUUUAGAAGUGGAUCAUGUGGUGGAAUCGUUACGACGCGGCGAAGACCCGUUGCCAGCAUACGGGACAAUCCAUCACGACGAGGAAAAUCAAUAUCUGCCUCCGGGAGCCCACGGAAUGGACGCGAACUUGAAUGAAGCGGCCGAGGAACCUUUGUUGAUGCGAAAGGAUAAAGUGCUGGCGAAACAGGGCGAGAGAAAGACAGCAUUAUGGAUUGUUCAUUUGGCUAUCAAUUUGUCAUUUUUCGCCAACGUCAUGCUGUUUGCAACCAAAGUCGGUUUAGCCUUCUUCUCAGGCUCCAUGGCAAUCCUCGCUUCGGCAUUUGAAAGUUUCUUGGACAUUGUCAGCAACGCCAUCAUCUUUUUUACCAUUCGCAUCAUUCGUCAUAAAGACUACUAUACCUACCCUGUCGGCAAGUCACGUAUGGAACCGUUGGGCAUCAUUGUGUUUGCUGUGAUUAUUACCACUUCGUUUUCUCAAGUCUUGAUUACCUCCGUUGAACGAUUGACGGAUCCCCAACGCACAGGGGAAGAGUUGGAUUUGAGCCCCGUAGCCCUCGGUAUAUUGGGAGCCAACAUUCUCAUCAAAGCCUUGCUGUGGUGGUGGUGCGCCACGGUCCGAGGUAGCUCCAGUGUCGAAGCCUUGGCACAUGACCAUGAAAAUGACGUGGUGUUCAGCAUCGCAAGUACAAUCUUUCCCGUGAUUGGUAUUUGGGCCAACAUGCCUUGGCUCGAUCCUGUUGGUGCCAUCUUGCUAUCCAUUUAUAUCAUUUAUGAGUGGAUGACGAUCUUAUUAGAAAACAUCCGACGAUUAACUGGUCAAGCCGCUAGUGCCAGUGAUUUGCAGCAGCUGACGUAUAUGGCCUAUCGAUUUUCCAACAAGAUCGUUGCUGUGGAUACCGUCCGUGCCUAUCACAUCGGUGAUCGCUUGCUAGUGGAGAUCGACAUUGUGCUGCCUCCUGAUUGUCCACUGCAAGAAGCUCAUGACGUCGGUGAGGCGCUGCAAGAUGCUUUGGAAAUGAUGGAUAAUGUGGAACGUGCUUUUGUUCAUCUGGAUUACAGCUCGGAACACGCCAUCGAGCAUCGUCGCGUCGUCGAUGGAGUUGGUUUUGGCGGUUAAAGGAUGAUUUCUUCACUUUCAUGUUCACUCGAACAUUAUUCCUUUUUGGUUUUUUUUUUCAUGUUACCCUGUGUCCAUACAAAUUACUUCUACUCAUAUAUAUUCAUUUCAUACUCUCAACUAUUCAUUAUGAUUGCAUAAACUUCAACUGUACCAGAAAUCACUCGUCAGCCGUCCUGUUUCUCAAGCGGAAUCACCGCUCAGCCGCCCCAACAUAAUUGAUCAUGCACAUCGUCUCAAAUAUCUUGACAUCAAACCCAUCCUUUACCUUGGAGAAAUCGAUAUAGCUAAAGCAUGACCUUUGAGAGCCGCGAUCAGAUGUCUGUAAAGAAAUUGGUUAAAGAAAAU
This is a messenger RNA of Radiomyces spectabilis, 1743 nucleotides long. RefSeq names its product cation efflux family-domain-containing protein. The record is from RefSeq and is a predicted model, not a curated record. Gene Ontology annotation, biological process: transmembrane transport; monoatomic cation transport. NCBI's taxonomy places the organism in Eukaryota, Fungi, Mucoromycota, Mucoromycetes, Mucorales, Radiomycetaceae. The coding region runs from base 82 to 1395 and encodes 437 amino acids. Gene Ontology annotation, cellular component: membrane. Gene Ontology annotation, molecular function: monoatomic cation transmembrane transporter activity. The transcript is spliced from 6 exons.